UCCACCAUGGACCCACGAAACUCCACCACCUCCACCUCCACCUCCACCACCACUCCCCCAAUCCCCUCCUCCUCUGAACCACCACAACCCCAAUCCCAACCUCCGCCGCAGCCCUCCACCUCAACCUCUUCAACCCCCGCCCCAAUCCCUCCAUCCCCAAACCCUAACCCUAAACCCUCAACCCCAUCACUACCACCGCCUCAGUCCCUCCCAGCUCCCGCUCAGACUCGCCCUUCCCCCGCAUCGAACCGCCCAUGGCCGCAGCCGCCUCACUACUCCCACCACUACGUCUCCCCUUCUCCCUCCGCUUCCUCAGCCCCUCCGGCGCCGUCGGUCUCCGGGCCUCCUCCGAGGGGCGGCAUUGCCAUCGGUGUUCCCGCGCACCACCCUAGCACCCCUCCCCCUCAGCCCGCUCCAUAUACCUCAUCGUACGGCCACUUCGGCGGCCUCGGCCGCGGCGGCGGUAUUGGUGUGCCUGAACCCACCGCCAAUUCUUCCAAUGCUUCUCAGGUGAGACCGGUGAGGACGCCGAUGCCGGGAAUGCAGGGAAUGGGGAUGACUGGCUCGCUUGGUUCGAAUCCUCAAAUGCGGCCAGCAGGGAUUUCUCCACAGCAUCCUCAGAGACCUGUUCAUUCUCCUCUUAGACCAGCUUCUGCACCAAGUAAUCAGUCUCCUGCUACACAAAAUUUCCAAGGGCAUAAUCUUUCAAGAGCCUCAUCAUUGGGAUCUCCUAGUUCACCAAGUACAUCUCAAGGUGUACCACUUCAUAAUCAGCCAUGGUUAUCUGGAUCACAAGGGAAGCCUCCUAUACCCUCCUCUCCGUAUAGGCAGCAAAUGGUGCCAACAUCGAUGCUGCAAAGAUCACAUCUUCCUCAGCAACAGCAGCAGCAACAACACCUUCCCCUUCCUACGACUUCACCGCAACAGCAGCAAGGACCCAUGCCUACAGCUUCACCGCAACAGCAUAUGCCCUCAGUGCAGCAUCAACAACCUUCCUCCUCACAUCAAGGACUUGAUCAUUUUGGGCAACAAACUCCACCACCAAGGAUUCCACAAGCUUCACCUCGUCAGCAACAAAAUACAAGGGCCCAGGUCCCAGUAAACCAGAAGUCUUCCCCUCUUGCAGUAGCACAGCCUAACACAGUCCAAUCAGCACAGCAGAAUAGAAUCACUAGUGCAGAAACUGAGGAACCCUGUAACAGAAUUCUUAGUAAAAGAACAAUUCAUGAGCUAGUAAAUCAGAUUGAUCCAUCUGAGAGAUUGGAUCCAGAUGUUGAAGACAUUCUCAUGGACAUUGCAGAUGAAUUUGUAGAAUCUAUAACAACAUUUAGUUGCUCCCUAGCCAAGCAUCGGAAAUCAACUACAUUGGAAGCAAAAGACAUACUCCUACACCUUGAAAAAAAUUGGAAUAUAACUCUUCCUGGGUUUGGUGGUGAUGAGAUUAAGGGCUUCAGAAAACCGAUUACAAAUGAUAUUCACAAGGGGCGUCUUGCUGCUAUUAAGAAGUCUAUGGUAGUUACUGAGACCGCAAAUACUCGGAAUUCGGCAGGGCAAGCUACUGUAAAUGCGAAGGGUGGUCCGGUAAAAGCGCCUGCCAAUAUAAGCUCCCAGAGUAACAAAAUGCGUGAAGUUACUUGAUACUGAUUCAAGUAUAUCUCAUAAUGAAAAUAGGCGGCAAGUUUUGAUACAGGCUGUGGGCCAAAAAGCUGCCCUUGCGAGUUCCGAACAGUGGAUUGAAAUCAAGUUUACGACUUGCACAAGCUGAUUGAUACAUCCCGACCCUUUUGGUUCAUGAAUCAACACCAACCUGUUGUGUGGUCAAAACUUUACGGCGGGUUCUUAACCUUUUUUUUUUUUUUUUGCAGACGCCCACUGCCUUGUAUGAGGUUAACUAAGAUUUAUGAACGUGAAGGAUAAUACAUGAAAAACGUUAUAUGUU
Messenger RNA from Argentina anserina (silverweed cinquefoil), 1939 nucleotides. RefSeq names its product transcription initiation factor TFIID subunit 12. Gene Ontology annotation, biological process: RNA polymerase II preinitiation complex assembly; DNA-templated transcription initiation. Gene Ontology annotation, molecular function: DNA binding; protein heterodimerization activity; TBP-class protein binding. The record is from RefSeq and is a predicted model, not a curated record. The transcript has 9 exons. The coding region runs from base 7 to 1638 and encodes 543 amino acids. Gene Ontology annotation, cellular component: SLIK (SAGA-like) complex; SAGA complex; transcription factor TFIID complex. NCBI's taxonomy places the organism in Eukaryota, Viridiplantae, Streptophyta, Magnoliopsida, Rosales, Rosaceae.